Messenger RNA from Caenorhabditis remanei, 1032 nucleotides. RefSeq lists its product as uncharacterized. Bases 1 to 1032 code for a protein of 343 amino acids. The record is from RefSeq and is a predicted model, not a curated record. NCBI's taxonomy places the organism in Eukaryota, Metazoa, Nematoda, Chromadorea, Rhabditida, Rhabditidae. The transcript is spliced from 7 exons.
AUGAGUUGUCUUCUGAUUCCCUUCAUGAUGGUUCCCGCAUUAGCCGGAGUCCCAUUGGGUUUACUCGAAGAUUGGGAUAUUCCAUUGUCUUUUCAAAUGUAUCUAGCAGUCACGGGACCAGCUGGAACUUAUCGGAACAUGAUAGUUACUUUUGCGUUAUUGGGUAUGUGGUUUGCAACUUCUGAUAUUCUUGUGAGACCUUUAAUGCAUUCUUACAAUGGUUGCUUAGCUUAUUUUACAUUAGGGAGUACAUUUCGACAUUCGAAAGUAGCUGCUGAAAAAGCGUUAUUACUGUACUCCACAAUGUAUGGAGUAAUUAUUGGUUUUCUUGCUGUUCAAUUCAAAUAUAGAGCUUGUGUCCUAGCCAAACAAAAGUGGAUAAAAUACUUCGACGGUUGGAACCUAGCUAUCUGGACAAUCUACACAUUUUUCACUGGAUUUAUAUGGGCAUCUGGUGUACAAUUAUCGUAUCCUGAAGAAUAUACUUACCAGUAUUUGAAAAAUGAAAUGAUGUUUCAUUAUGGUGUGAAUGUUCGAAACGUUGCACUCUAUGCAGAACUGGCUUAUAGUGAAGACAACAAACUUCGAUGGAAAAGUGUUUGCACGUUGGUCAUGUUUAUCACUUUACUCACAAUACAAUAUUCAAUUUGUGUAGUUUGUGGAGUGAUAAUGUAUCGACGAAUUCAGGGAAAUAUGUCUACCUUCUCUAGUCAGCACGAGAAACUCCAGAAGCAAUUUUUUGUGGCGUUGUUGUACCAGGUAGCUGCUCCCUUCAUCUGUUUCCAUCUCCCCUCAUUUUUCAUCUUCGUUUUUCCGUAUCUGGAUAUGAAAAUGAGUUUUCACUCUACCCUAGUCAUCUAUGGAUUCAAUAUCUAUCCUCUCGUAGACUCACUUAUUCUUUUGAGUGUAGUUUCAGAGUACAAAGUGGCCAUGAAAAAGUUCAUGAAGUUUUUGGUCCAUGAAUGGAAUGAAACAAUCAGACGAGAUGGAAUUCCAGAACCUUCUUUGUCUGUGGUUAUGACGAGAAUGUGA